Nycticebus coucang (slow loris) is the source of this 4098-nucleotide messenger RNA. RefSeq names its product solute carrier family 6 member 11 (gene SLC6A11). Gene Ontology annotation, molecular function: gamma-aminobutyric acid:sodium:chloride symporter activity. NCBI's taxonomy places the organism in Eukaryota, Metazoa, Chordata, Mammalia, Primates, Lorisidae. Gene Ontology annotation, cellular component: plasma membrane. Gene Ontology annotation, biological process: sodium ion transmembrane transport; neurotransmitter transport. The record is from RefSeq and is a predicted model, not a curated record. The transcript has 14 exons. Bases 73 to 1965 code for a protein of 630 amino acids.
CCUCCUGAAAAGCCAGCCCGCCCGGGGCGGCGGCGCAGAGCCGGGCCGGCGCACGAGGCAGCCAGCGCGGCCAUGACGGCGGAGGAGGCGCUGCCCCUGGGCAACGGGAAGGCUGCUGAGGAGGCGCGGGAGUCCGAGGCGCCGGGUGGCGGCGGCGGAGGCGCGGCACCCGCGCGCGACCCGCGCGACAAGCGCGACAAGGCGGUCCACGAGCGCGGCCACUGGAACAACAAGGUGGAGUUCGUGCUGAGCGUGGCCGGGGAGAUCGUGGGGCUGGGCAACGUGUGGCGCUUCCCCUACCUGUGCUACAAGAACGGAGGAGGGGCUUUCCUGAUUCCUUACGUGGUGUUUUUUAUUUGCUGUGGAAUUCCUGUUUUUUUCUUGGAAACAGCUCUGGGGCAAUUCACAAGUGAAGGUGGCAUUACUUGUUGGAGGAAAGUGUGCCCUUUAUUUGAAGGCAUUGGCUAUGCAACGCAGGUGAUUGAGGCCCAUCUAAAUGUGUACUACAUCAUCAUCCUGGCAUGGGCCAUUUUUUACCUAUGCAACUGCUUUACCACGGAGCUCCCCUGGGCCACCUGUGGGCAUGAGUGGAACACAGAGAAUUGUGUGGAGUUCCAGAAACUGAAUGUGAGCAACUACAGCCAUGUGUCCCUGCAAAAUGCCACCUCCCCCGUCAUGGAGUUUUGGGAGCACCGGGUCCUGGCCAUCUCCGAUGGGAUCGACCACAUCGGGGACCUCCGCUGGGAGCUGGCCUUGUGUCUCCUGGCAGCCUGGACCAUCUGCUACUUCUGUAUCUGGAAGGGGACCAAGUCUACAGGAAAGGUUGUGUAUGUCACGGCCACCUUCCCCUACAUCAUGCUUUUGAUCCUCCUCAUACGAGGGGUCACAUUGCCUGGGGCUGCCGAGGGCAUCAAGUUCUACCUGUACCCAGACCUCUCCCGGCUCUCCGACCCACAGGUCUGGGUAGAUGCUGGAACACAGAUCUUUUUCUCCUAUGCCAUCUGCCUUGGCUGUCUGACUGCUCUGGGAAGUUAUAACAAUUAUAACAACAACUGCUACAGGGACUGCAUCAUGCUCUGUUGCCUGAACAGUGGCACCAGCUUCGUGGCCGGGUUUGCCAUCUUCUCGGUCCUGGGCUUCAUGGCAUACGAGCAGGGUGUGCCCAUUGCCGAGGUGGCAGAAUCAGGCCCAGGCCUGGCCUUCAUUGCGUACCCCAAGGCUGUCACCAUGAUGCCUCUGUCCCCACUGUGGGCCACCUUGUUCUUCAUGAUGCUCAUUUUCCUGGGCCUGGACAGCCAGUUUGUGUGUGUGGAGAGCCUGGUGACGGCUGUGGUGGACAUGUAUCCCGAGGUCUUCCGGAGGGGCUACCGGCGGGAGCUGCUCAUCCUAGCCUUGUCAAUCGUCUCCUACUUUCUGGGCCUCGUGAUGUUAACAGAGGGCGGCAUGUACAUCUUCCAGCUCUUUGACUCCUACGCCGCCAGCGGGAUGUGCCUUCUCUUUGUGGCCAUCUUCGAGUGUGUCUGCAUCGGCUGGGUGUACGGGAGCAACCGGUUCUACGAUAACAUCGAAGACAUGAUUGGCUACCGGCCGUUGUCACUCAUUAAGUGGUGCUGGAAGGUCGUGACCCCUGGGAUCUGUGCGGGCAUCUUCAUCUUCUUCCUGGUCAAGUACAAGCCGCUCAAGUACAACAACGUGUACACCUACCCGGCCUGGGGCUACGGCAUCGGCUGGCUCAUGGCCAUGUCCUCCAUGCUCUGCAUCCCGUUCUGGAUCCUCAUCAAGGUGUGGAAGACAGAGGGGACUCUGCCUGAGAAAUUCCGGAAGUUGACGAUCCCCAGCGCUGAACUUAAAAUGCGGGGCAAGCUUGGGGCAGGCCCACGGACGGUGAUGGUUAAUGACUGUGACGCCAAACUCAAGGGCGACGGGGCCAUCGCCACCAUCACAGAGAAGGAGACGCGCUUCUGAGCGGCCGGCUGCCACCUUGGGUUCCUCUCCUUCCUCUCUCCCCCUGUGUGUGUAAAUGAAUAUCUGAAACACAUACUUCACCUAAUGGUAGGGCUUGCUCAUUUUGCACAUGAUUUAUUAACACGUUAAUUUGCAGGUGGCCAUUGUACACUCUGGUAUAAAGUCUCUUUCAUUCCUGUCCUCGCCCCGGUCAUCAUGGAAGUAACCACUGCGAAGAGAUACUACUGUACAGCGUCUAGCAAAAUUUUCUCGUUCUAGGGCAGUUUUAAUCAAUGUUUUCUAGGGGAUAGGCAAAAGUGUAUAGUAUUGUAAAACUUUUAUACUUGGAUUGUGGGCAGGUGAGUUGGGGAGCCAUGCCUUCCCUCCUCUGUCAGCCUUCUAAAUGACCAUAACAUGUCCCUGUCUCUGACCUGGGCAGCCACCCCUCUGUGCGCCAGGGAAAGUUUUCUCUAAACCUUCUCUUUGCAGAGGGCAGUGGGUUUGCAGACAGCAAGGUCAAGGCUGUGGGGCAGAGGAGAAAGGGUCCUGUCAAGCCCAGAAUCCCUGAGUCAAACCCUUCUCUCUGCCCAGAUCCUACUAAGAGACCUUGGGUAUUCCCUUCUUCUUUCUGUGCCUCAGUUUCCUCAUCUCCCAAAUUGGGUGAUCCUUUCGGAUUCUCUUUACAGAUCUCUCUGGCUCAAAGACCUGCCUUCAAUGAUCCCUUCUGGAGACUUGCAGGCAAUAAUCUCAGUCCUCCUCCCUCCCCUGUCCACCUGCUUAUUUAAAAUAGAGAUUAUCAUGGAAAUGAAGUGGUAGGGAUGUGUGUUUGCCCCCAAAACUCUAGUUUUAGCUUACCUGGGUGAAGCCCUGCCCACUGAUGACCAGCAGGUCCUUGGCCCUCAUGGCCAGGGCUCCUUCCGUCUGGCCUGCCCUCCCCUCCCGGUCCUGUACUGUUACCCCAGUGCUGUCUCUGAUUUUCUGCGUCAGGAGGCAGCUAUCUGUUCUUGCAGCUGCCUGGCCGGGAUCUGUGUGUCAAGACCUUCCUCCAGGGAGCUACAGUGGGGCCUGAUGCCUGGUGUCCUCCCAAGGCCCUUCCCUGUCCCUGGCCACCGCUUCUCUCUCCUGCUGUCCCCUCGUCAUCCCCACCAUCCUGCUUCUCAGUUCUCUACCCAUCUGUAUCCUUUGUUCAGGAGCCAUCAUCCCACCUGCUUCUAUCAUGGUGGGAGGGGGGAUUAGAAGCCCCCACUCUUGCUGGAGGAAGAAGUGGGUGUAUGGAGUCUGCAGCGGGGGCUGGUGUCACCCCCUCCCACCUUGCUGAUACCUCUCUUCUCUUCUAAUUGGACUUUACAUCAAGCCUCUGCUUCGGUUUCUGAGCUCUCUGUUGGGUUGGGAAAGGUGCAUUCUUUUUUCAUUUUUCUUCAUGGUCCCAAUUUUAUUUGAUGGAAACAUGAGCUUCUAACCCAAGGCAGGGGACUCCCGUGGAAACUUGCUCCACAAGUUUCUAAACUGUGUCUACUUUGGCUAGCCCCCAUAUGAAGUUUGCUAAAAGGGCUGCUGAGUGUCCUUUGGGCAGAGAGGGACACCCGGCCCAGGCCUCUUCCCCACUCUGUGUACACAGCUCCCAGCUGCCUAGCCUCUGACAGGCCACGUCCCCCUCUCAUCUCCUGAGCUGUCUGGGCUGAGCCGGGCCCCUGCUUGUGUUUGCCCCCAUCUGUUGUCCUGCAGCAAGUCCCAAGAGGAAGGGAUUGUCCAGCGUCCCCGCAUCCCACGUUUCCAUCACUGCUGCUGCCGGCUUUCCACCACCAGCUCUUUUGGACUCAGAGAUCCCUGCAGUCUGUGUCACUGACCACGUGGCACUUAACAGUUGACUCACUUAACCCUACUCAUGGGGCAGGGUGGAAGGCUGAUUGUUGUUUUUGUUUUUUUUUUUUUUUUUGUAAUUUCCUACUAGUAUUUGGGCAACUCGGGGGGUAGGGAGGGCACCGUGGGGGCAGGGGAACACAUCAUUGUGAUGACUUUUUGAUAUUCAUUAGAAACAAAACAUCCUUUCUGAGAUAUUUACAGUAUUAUUAAAAAUGAAAAAGAUUAUUGGGUAUUCCAAGGGCACAAGAUUGUCUGCUUUUACUCAUUUUUAAAAAUUAAAGAAAUGAACAA